Molecule: messenger RNA, 1852 nt
Organism: Klebsormidium nitens
Lineage: Eukaryota; Viridiplantae; Streptophyta; Klebsormidiophyceae; Klebsormidiales; Klebsormidiaceae
Source: the annotation of a GenBank genome assembly
CCUGAUUCUCCGGCCAGCUGUUCUCCCUGGGGCCUGCACACAUUCCGAAUCCUGAUUCCUAAGUACCCAUCUGCUCAGAAAGGUCCCCACAUUUGCCUGAACUUGCAAGACGCGUCCAAGGAAGAAUAUGAAAAGAUUUGGCGGCCAGCGAUGGGCGAUGAAGGCGGGCAGGGCAUGAACCGGGGGGGCAGCUGGACGAGAGCAGCGGCGGCGCCCAGCAAGCAAGCAACCCGUUGCUAGCAGGUGGUUGUGAACGAGGUUUCACUGCGCUCAUUUGCUCUUGCUCCAGACCCAGUACUAGUCAGCAGGGCUGACUCCUGUACAUUUUGUGCACAGUCUUUCAUCCGCUGAAAGGUGGCGUCCAGAAGAGUCACAUUGGACAGCAUUGGAAUUAGUAAGUAACAGGUACAUUCGGCACGAUGUCGUCUAAUCACGCCCUGACCCGGGUCCCUGCGGCCCAUUUGAGUCACGCAGUCAGCUCAAGAUCACAAACCCCAGCUGCAACCUACCCCUCCGAGCCACUCCCUUUCCCUUCUCGAGUUCUCAAUGCGACAGCCCAAAGCCGAGCUUCCUCUAGAGUCCUGCACAGAUUCAACCAAACACUCCAAGUUCGCCAAUGGCACUUGCCGCGCAAAUCGCAGCUGUGCCUGGGAACAGAUCUAAGGCUUGGGUCCAAGCGACGUAGAAGUUUGUCUCAUGGAGUAUCUAAAGCCAGAAGCGGGGCAGCACGGUCAAGUCUAGAUUAUGACGCCCUGAAAGGCGUCCAGGUUUUAGAGGCCGCGAGCGGGCAGCCAGUGGAGCUCCUUUCUCUCUGGGCGGCCAAACCAGGCGUGCGAGUGGUGAUUCCGUUCAUGACCCAUUUCGCAGACCUGAGCUCCUGGGAGUUUGCCCAGAAGCUGGCGAAGAAGCUGCCGGAGCUCCAGGCGAACGGCGUCCGAAUCGUCGCGGUCGGCCUUGGCAGUCCGGACAACGCGCGCCGCUUCGCGGAGACCGUGGGCUUCCCGUUGCAGCUGCUGUAUGCUGAUCCAACCGGGGCGUGCUACCGGGCGCUCAACUUCUCCCCGGGCUUUGCCCCAGAGGCUGGCGUCAGCCCGUACCUCAAGUUGCUGCCCAUGCUAAUGGGGAUCGGUUCUCCGGGCACCAUCCAAGAGGUUGCCCGCGGCUACUUCGGCGACCGCGGCAGCAAGCCCGUUUUCGAAGGCUCGACCCCGUUCGACAUCUUGGGGAAGGGCUAUCAGCGGCCGAUGGAACUGGCCACGCUGCGCCUCUUCAACAUGUUUGGCAUCCUGCAGAAAUGGGGUGAAAUGAGCCCGCCAGAGACCCGCCUCUUGACUCAGCAAGGCGGCUCAAUUGUCUUUGACGGUGAGGACGUCGUCUUCAAACACGUCGACAGCGGCAUCUUGAAGUACACGGAUGUCGACGCUCUCGUAGCGGCCGCUCUGCAAGAGACACUUACAGUUACUUCGGGAUAAAGAAGACCGUGUUAUCAAGGCUCGGACAAUUCUGGCUAUGGUGAUCCGCGGGGCCAAUCAGAGCUCAAAGCUGUUAAAACUAAUAGAGGAAAUAAUUUGGGAUCAUAGCAUACAAGGGCCGCAUCAAGGUGGGAAAAAGUAGCGUAAAAUCUGCUUUCCAUUGAUUGUGGCUAUCAUGUCAUGGGUUAGGGGGGAACGCGUGCCCAAAGCAACGAUCUCAGAUUCGAACCUGGCAACAAAUAUCAGAGUUGGAACCUGUAGUCUGAAUUCAGGCUUCUAAUCAAGCUACAUGCAGCAGUCAGCAUACUAACAGGCUGGAUGCUCAGACAUGGUCACGGCCGCCAUGGAUUGGAGAUUGGGCCUUAUAUAUAUGAUGGUGU